ACACAUGUCCGCAUAGGAGAGGACGACCGCACUUGUGACUGCAUUCCUGAUGGAGUCUACCUCCCCAGCAUUCCCCACACUUGCCUGUGCAGAUGUGCUCGCAGCCCGGAACCGUGCAAAUGGCAGUGCCACAAAGAUUGCCCCAGGAAGCAAAAGUGCACAAAAAAGUGCCACGAGAUGUGUGACCGAGAGCCAUGCGACCAGCCCUGUUCAUUGAGGUUUAAGAAAUGCAAGCAUCCAUGCAUCGGUCUCUGCGGAGAGAAAUGUCCUCCUCUAUGCAGAAUAUGCAAUAAAGAAAAAUUAACUGAGUUCCAGUUUAUCGGGAACGAGACCGACGAGGAUGCCAGGUUUGUGUACCUAUCGGACUGCAAACACUGCAUCGAAGUGAAGGCCAUGGAUCAAUACAUGAAGAUGGAAAUGGAAGAAAUCGGGAUGAAGAAAUGUCCCCGUUGUCACACGGUCAUCUGGUCGUCGAUGCGGUAUGGGAAUAUCAUUCGACAACUUUAUCGCAAUGUUGCCGCUGUAAAGGAGAAAGCUUUUGGUGAUCCGAAACAAAACCAAGAUGAGUUUCUGAAAUAUUUCCAAGACUUUAUCCAGCUGGGUGUGAGCUCUCAUCUGCAGCAGGAAAUCAAAUCGCUAGAACGCAGUGCAAAGAGCAAGGUGGAAGAGAUCAAACAGUGCCGCGUGUCUCCGCACCCCCACCCGAUAAUAGAUCAGUUUGAGCUGUUGUUCUUCAAGCAUCAGAAGGAAAUCUUGGAGAAGCUGAACCGCGCAGUGACGGCCCAACAUUACGGCAUCUCCGUCCUGUCUCGAGUCGUUCGACGAGCAAAGACGAUCGCGGAUCGGGUGUUGUCAGGGAGGAGGGGAUUCAACGACUGGGAACUCGAGUCCAUCGUGGGGGAGGUCGCACGUCUCCCUCUCUUUGGCAUGUACUGGAAGCUUCAGGAUGGAGGAGUAAACCGUUUCCCUGAAGCCAUGGAACACAUUCGGAAAGCAGAGGUCCAUCUUCUCAGUCUAGAAACAUUCUCAGAUACCAUGGUUGAAGAGGUACACAGAGAGUUGAAUGCUGCAUCUCGCAUCUGUGGAGAGUUGGGCAUCUCCAAACAAGAGAGAAUCAUGAUAUCGAAGGCCAUGAAUCUUAGGCAAGGAAGCUGGUAUAAGUGUCCCAAUGGACACCCUUUUGCGAACUCGGGGUGUGGGGGAGCCAUGGAGGUAUCCAAAUGCAACGAAUGCGGGGCAAAAAUCGGUGGAACGAACCACCAGCUGCUCGACGACAACAGCCGCGCUGGAGAAAUGGAUUAUUUGCAGUAGCCUGCAUGGUCCUAAAGGAGCUAUCACCAGAGUUUUGACCCCCGUCGGUGUUAGUAAGCAUCUGUUAACCUCGAGAAUAUCUUUUUUUUCUGGUUUGUAGUUGAAAGGCGGGAGGCAUUUCUCCGUUCUGCAUUAUUCAUGUGUCACCUUUUCCAUCUAACUGACCGCUUCCCAAAACUUACGGUUUCCUCAUCAGUUACUGUCGAUUUCUUGAAUGUUUCUCUUUUUUCAUGUAACUCUACCUACCUCUUCUUCAACCGAAAUUGGCUAUUUCAUCCACUCAAUUAGCAUGUCCAAAAUAUCCUCUCCGCCUUUCUGUCGCGGAAUUUGAUGUUCCUUUCUUAAUUUUGGGAAAUUUUACUCAUUCCUAGGGCCUGCGAUACUAUUACUACCGAACCGAAUUAAAUCUAUGCUAUACCUUUAUCAAUGUCCGGGGUGCACGGCCUUCUGUAAUUUUUGAGCUGAUAUAUCGAAGGUAGCCGGUAUGAUUUACGGCAUUGUCGUUGUCGCAAACAAUUGCUUCUGGGUGUCGAGCUUGGUGGAAAUAAAACGGGAAAAAUUGAUACUUUACAGUAUCUGUUCCUCUCUCGAGGAUACUGCCGUAGGUCUUCUGAUACGAUUUCAUAAAGAGGCAUGACGAUUCCUCAAGGGCUGAUUGAGUUUUCCGGUGGGUUUUUUUUGUGGAAAUUUUCCUGGGUUUUAUGCAUGAUGUAUAGCGCUUUAUUUGUUUUAUGCAUGGUAUUUUUCAUAACUGGUGUUUUACUUGUUUUAUUUUUUAUUUGGCAUGUGAUGGUUUCCAUCGUUUCCCUGGUUUGAUUGGCUUUUGGUGAUUCUCUUGGUAUGUUUUUUUUUUCCCCAG
Darwinula stevensoni is the source of this 2170-nucleotide messenger RNA. Lineage: Eukaryota; Metazoa; Arthropoda; Ostracoda; Podocopida; Darwinulidae. The record is from the annotation of a GenBank genome assembly.